UCUACUCUGAUAUAAAAUCAACAUCAAAAGUAGUAAUUGGUAGGAACAUUUCUACCCUCAUGAUAGGAACAUGAACAUAUACUAACUUCGAUCUUUUCCAUAUUUAUUAUAAAUCUUUGGGGCACAAUAGUUUGCGGAAAGUUUUCUGUGCCAAUAGGUACAAAUAUGGGUACAAUGUGUAGCAGACCAUGGAUGUAGAUGACCAGAUACACCCACGGACUCAUUCGGUUGGAAAGUUUUUUUUUUCACACCAGCAAUAAAACAAAAUUGAACUCUCACUUGAUUCAUCGAAGUUUAUUCAUACUCCAUGAUUGAAGAAAGGAAUUUGAAGAGUGGCCAGUGGGUCAUGGAUCAGCAUUGUGAUAGCGUCAUCGUGUUCAGAGAACAAUUCCUCACCACCGUCUAGUAUCAACACACAACUGUGAUAACUAUAAAAACAUUACCACAUAAACAAACUGCAUGUAAUCCGUCUAUCACAACAUCAAACAUACCAGAAGGCAAGUUCCACCUGUGGUUAAACCCAAAGCCCAUAAAGGGAACCAGCUUUACAGCGUGAAGGCCAACAGAGCAACACCGUCAGCAUACCCUGUUCGUCCCGUUCAUUCAAGUAUACAGCCAGAGCGGUAGUGCUGGUGGCCAACAUACCACGGCAAUCACUUGACUAUAAACCAGUUAACAAAUCACGUCUAAUCUGUGAAUACGUAUAGUCGUUUGUUAUCAAGAGGGUACUCCGUUGUGUACUGACAAUAGUGUUUUGAAGCACCACUACGAAUCGAGGACUAUUGCAUGUGUUUAGGUCCAACCUUCAUGUAGGGAGUAAAGUUGGGUAAGUGGGGUCCCGUUAAGCACUGACCAGUAGGCCUACACUACUCUACCACGUACCAGCCAACCAACGAUCUUCCAUACUGAGUUCUCCUGGAAAACAAUAGCUCAAAUCACCGACACCACUCACCGAGUCGAGUUUUUCAUCACGUUUAAAGUCAAGCAAACCCAAUGGCUACGACAGUUGACAAGGGUGCCUCAGCAACACCAGAAGUGCCUACCGUGGAAUGCAGCAGUGAGCCAGACAACAGUGGUUCCCCAGUCACCCCAGUUUCUCCCAAGCAAUGUCGGUUUGAGCUUGAGCCUGGAAGCCAAGGUGCUGUUCAUUUCUCACCGCCUGUUUCACCGAAGGAGUGUCGCUUUGAGCUGGAUGACCGACCAAUGAUUACUAUCACUAACUUAUCAGGAGUUACUGUCGCUGGAGAUGGAGAUAAGAAAGAUGAGGAGGAUGAGCGACAUCAAAUCCUACGCUACGUGGAGGAGAACAUCGUGGGUAAAGAUACCUGUUUCCCAGGACCAUUCGGAGAGAAGCAAGUGGUUUACUGUGAUUACACCGCCUCAGGAAGGCCAGUGAAGUUUAUUGAAGAUUACAUCACAAACCACGUUCACCCUUUGUAUGCAAACACCCAUACGACCACUGGGCUUAUGUCACGACAGACAACGCAGUUCCGCAAAGAAGCAAGGGAGCUGAUUAAACGCUGUGUUAAUGCUACCGAUGAUGACGUAGUUAUAUUCACUGGAAGUGGAACAACAGGAGCUAUACAUAAACUCAUUACAGCUCUCGAACUGAAGGGAGAUCGAGCUAAGAAAACGGUUGUUUUUGUUGGUCCGUAUGAGCAUCAUUCUAACAUUUUGCCAUGGAAGGAGAGUGGUGCAAAGGUUAUCCGAAUAAGGGAUGCAGACCGAGGCCAAAUCGAUCUGAAUCUUUUACAACAAAAGUUGAAGCAAUACCGACGUAAGUCCAAGUUUCUGAUUGGCUGUUUUUCAGCUGCGUCUAACGUGACUGGGAUAGUAACUGAUACAGCAGCAGUUUCUGGACUGUUGCAUCAAUAUGGAGCUCUGGCAUUCUGGGAUUAUGCCACUGCAGGACCGUACCUCAAUAUUGACAUGAACCCACCAGUCGAGGAAGAUGGGGAAGGCGGAAUGGAAGCCUUGGAUCUCAGCAAAGACGCCGUAUAUUUGUCUCCACAUAAGUUCGUCGGUGGUGUCGGAACUCCUGGUCUUUUGAUUGCAAAGAAGAAACUUUUCAUGAAUGCAGUGCCUGGUUCAUGUGGCGGCGGAACUGUACUUUUUGUGACUCGUGACACUCACCGGUACGUCUCUAAUAUCGAGGAGCGUGAAGAGGGAGGUACUCCGGCCAUAGUGGAAUCAAUCCGCGCUGGGCUCGUCUUCAAACUUAAAGCGGCCAUCACCCCAGAUCUCAUCGAGGAAAGGGAGCACGACUUGUCAUUGCUCGCCUUUAAGAAAUGGAGACGUAACCCUAACCUCAUCUUUCUGGGUAGCACUCGAGCUGAAAGACUUCCCAUCUUCUCCUUCUUGAUCGUACACACCCCUAGUGGUAAGGUUCUUCAUCAUAACUUCGUAGCUGUGCUUCUUAACGAUCUGUAUGGAAUCCAGGCUAGGGGUGGAUGUGCAUGCGCAGGACCGUAUGCGCAGGAUUUGCUUGGUAUCGACGAGCCAAUGGCAGCGCAGUUCGCUGAUUUUCUGGUUGAUACGACAAGGGAAGAAAAAGGAGCCACUAAAAAUUCGAAGUCAAAGAAAGCUCACAAGUCACUGGAGAUCAUGAAACCUGGAUUCACUCGAUUGAAUCUGCCUUUCUUCUUCUCCGACGAGGUGACUAACUUUGUCUUAGAGGCCAUUGAUGAUGUCGCCACCAACGGCUGGAAAAUGCUACCGCAGUAUAAGUUUGACAUGUUCACCGGAAGUUGGGACUACACGGGUCAACAAACAAGUGACCCGCAAGGCGUUUUAAAUGAAACAGCGCCCGCUGGAGACAGUUUGCUUACCACAGAGUUCGUUAAGGGAAAGUUCAGAGCUCCGCCAAGUCCAUUUGUGUCAAGGAAGACCUAUGUUCAAACAUCGAAAUUACAGGAGACUCUACAGAUCGCUAGCGUGUUUUACAGUGAAGCGGAGGCCAAAUGUAACGAGCUUAAGUCAGCGGCUGAUGAUGACCUAGCUUCAGCUGUUGGUGAUGCCAGCAUGAUUUGGUUCCUCCAACCACAAGAGGCACUUUCUCAUUUACGUGACCCAUCGCUGGACCAGACAGACAGCGGGCCGAGCCGGGGAAAUACUCUCCGUAUCAAGGUGAAGAAUGUGCCGUUCAAACCGCGGCAUUCAACGGCACGAAGACGCUGGUCGUCACGGAAGAAGCCUGUCAAGACCACGGCAAAGGAGACUGGCAAGCAGACUAUGAAAAGUUGUACGAUAUUGUAAAGUCACAUGUCACAUUGUACGGGACAUUAUGUACACUACUUGAAAGUCUCAUUACACAUUGUACGGGAAAGGUGCAAAAAAGGGCAAACAAGGGGGAAACCACUUUGUAACAGCAAUUUCACUCACUGGUUGAACAUAAUUUCAAGGAAUCAUUUUAAAGACACUGGACACUACUGCUAAUUGAAG
This is a messenger RNA of Asterias rubens (European starfish), 3441 nucleotides long. RefSeq lists its product as uncharacterized. The record is from RefSeq and is a predicted model, not a curated record. The transcript is spliced from 18 exons. Bases 994 to 3255 code for a protein of 753 amino acids. Lineage: Eukaryota; Metazoa; Echinodermata; Asteroidea; Forcipulatida; Asteriidae.